AUGGCCCCAGGAAGAGUCCUGGUGAUUGCCGGCUCUGAUAGCUCGGGCGGAGCCGGCCUCGAGGCGGACCAAAAAGUUAUUGCUGCCCAUGGCUGCUAUGCCAUGACGGCCACGACGGCCCUCACUGCGCAAAAUACCAAAGGCGUUUACGGUAUCCACCUCGUGCCGCCUGAGUUCCUCAGGAAACAGAUCGACGCCGUCAUUGAGGAUGUGGGGGUUGACGUUGUCAAGACGGGCAUGCUCGCCUCAGCCGAAACAAUCGAAACCAUCGCCAACGCUCUCACACACCACAACCCCAAAACGGUCGUCAUCGAUCCGGUGAUGAUAGCAACAACAGGUGCCCGCCUCCUCCCGCCCGAGGCCCUCGACGUCCUGCUCGCUCGCCUGCUGCCUCUGGCCACCAUUGUCACGCCCAACGUGCCCGAAGCGCUGCUCCUGCUCAGCAAGGCCGAUCCCGGGUUUGGGGUGGACGCUGUGCGCAAGGUGGGCGACCUCGAGACGGUCGCGCGUGCGAUACGCAGGCUGGGGCCGAAGUGGGUUCUGGUCAAGGGCGGGCAUUGCCCGUUCCGGAGAGACGGGACUGCUGCCGAGACGGCGGCGGAGAGGGAGCUGGUCGUUGACGUGCUCGUUGGCGGGGGCGAGGAUGGGGGACAGGGAGAGGAGGUAGUGGUCAGGCUGGAGUCGGGGUACUGCGAUUCGAGGCACACGCAUGGGACCGGGUGCUCUUUGGCUUCGGCGAUUGCAUCGAACCUCGCAAAGGGAAUGGACAUGCCUUCGGCGGUGAGGGCUGGGUGCAGAUAUGUCCAGGCUGGCAUCAAGGCUGCGCCAGGGCUAGGGGGAGGCAACGGGCCGUUGAACCACUUUCACUCGGUCUAUACCCUUCCGUUCUCGCCAGGCCAUUUCAUCGACUACCUCUUGGAGCGACCCGAUGUCGCCCCUGUGUGGGAGAGGUUCGUCAACCACCCGUUUGUGUUGGCCAUGGGCGACGGAACACUGCCCAUCGAGUCCUUCAAGGGGUACCUGAUCCAGGACUAUCUCUACCUGGUCCAUUUCGCUCGAGCAAACGCACUCGCCUCGUACAAAGCCAGCUCCAUGAAGGACAUCGCUGCGUCUGCCGCCAUUGUUACCCACAUUUUCCGAGAGAUGGAGCUACACAUCGGCUACUGCGGAGGGUUUGGCAUCUCCAGGGACGAGAUGGAGAAGACCGAAGAGAAAGAAGCCUGCACCGCAUACACAAGGUACGUCCUCGACAUCGGCCAGUCUCAAGACUGGCUGGGCCUGCAAGUCGCCAUGGCGCCCUGCCUCCUCGGGUACGGCGCCAUCGCCAAGAUGCUGCACGCCGACCCCCGAUCCAAGAGGGAGGAGAACCUGUAUUGGACGUGGAUUGAAAACUAUGUGGCCGACGACUAUACCACGGCUGUCAAGACGGGCUCCGAACUGCUAGAAAGACAUGCAGUGCUCCAGAGCCCCCCGCGAAUAGAGGAAUUGGUCAAAGUGUUUAUCCACGCUACAAAGAUGGAGAUCGCGUUCUGGGAAAUGUACAGUUCAAAAUGA
Molecule: messenger RNA, 1554 nt
Organism: Parathielavia appendiculata
Lineage: Eukaryota; Fungi; Ascomycota; Sordariomycetes; Sordariales; Chaetomiaceae
Exons: 11
Coding region: 1-1554 (517 amino acids)
Biological process (GO): thiamine biosynthetic process
Cellular component (GO): cytosol
Molecular function (GO): hydroxymethylpyrimidine kinase activity; phosphomethylpyrimidine kinase activity; thiaminase activity
Source: RefSeq, a predicted model, not a curated record